Messenger RNA from Oryza brachyantha (malo sina), 1281 nucleotides. Its product is annotated as 11-beta-hydroxysteroid dehydrogenase 1A-like. NCBI's taxonomy places the organism in Eukaryota, Viridiplantae, Streptophyta, Magnoliopsida, Poales, Poaceae. Gene Ontology annotation, molecular function: oxidoreductase activity. The record is from RefSeq and is a predicted model, not a curated record. The coding region runs from base 65 to 1168 and encodes 367 amino acids. The transcript has 5 exons.
ACGACGACGAAGAAGAAGAGAUCGAAGGAGGAAACCGACGGACUGACUGACUGACUGCGGCGCCAUGGAGACGCUGAGCAUGCUCAAGGUCGGGUACACCCUGCUGCGGAGCGAGACGCCGGCGACGGACCUCGUCAACGCCUUCAUGGACUGGGCGGCGCGCCGCUCGCUGCUCCUCCUCGCCGUCUUCAUGCCGCCCUACUGCGCCUACAGGCUCGCCUCCUCCGCGCUCGCCGCCGCCGCGCCCGAGGACGUCGCCGGAAAGGUCGCCCUCGUCACGGGGGCCUCCUCGGGCAUCGGCGAGCAGGUCGCGUACCGGUACGCGAGGAGAGGGGCCAGGCUCGCGCUGGUGGCGAGGAGGGAGGCCAGCCUGCGGGAAGUCGCCGCCAGGGCUCGGGAGCUCGGCUCCCCCGACGUGCUCGUCGUCCCCGGCGACGUCGCGAGGCCCGACGACUGCCGGCGGUUCGUCCAGGCCACGGUCGAACACUUCGGCCGCCUGGAUCAUCUUGUGAACAAUGCUGGCUUGGCCAACGUGUGCUGGUUCGAGGAUGUGCCGGAUGUAGCUAAUUUCAAGCAAGUUUUGGAUGUGAACUUCUGGGGCACAGUUCACCCGACACACGCCGCCCUCCCCCAUCUCAGGGAGAGCGGCGGCAAGAUCUUCGUGAACUCGUCGGCGGCGGCGGAGCUCGCCAUGCCAAGGAUGAGCUUCUACAAUGCGAGCAAGGCCGCCGUCCUCAGCUUCGCCGAGACGCUGCGGGUGGAGCUCCACGGCGAGGUCGGCGUGACGGUGGCGACGCCAGGGUGGGUCGAGUCGGAGAUGACGAAGGGGAAGCACCUGUCCGGCCAUGGCGCAGUCGAGGUCGACCAAGACGUGAGGGAUGCUCAGGUGGGGGUGUUCCCGGUGGAGCGCGGCGAGCGGUGCGCGGAGGCGAUCGUCGACGCGGUCGCGCGCGGGCGGCGGCGGGUCACCGUGCCGGCGUGGUACAGGGCGCUGUUCCUGUGGCGGGCGGUGGCGCCGGAGGUGGCGGGCGCCUGCCAGCGCCUGUUCUACCGGCGGAGCUCCGGCGGCGGCGGCCCGAUGAGGGCGAGGAGGGCGCUGGAGGCCACCGGCGCCAAGGCCGUGCUGCAGCCGCCGUCGCUGCGCAGCCCGGAGAUCAAGAUGGAGUAGUCGACGACGACGACGAAGGCGGUGGCUUCUUGCAUGCUGCUGGCUGCACGUUUGAUGCUGGGGGAAAAGAAUAAAAUGUGGUUAAAAAUAUGUACGCGCCUGUAGUAUCUAUC